Messenger RNA from Raphanus sativus (radish), 567 nucleotides. RefSeq lists its product as uncharacterized. The record is from RefSeq and is a predicted model, not a curated record. The transcript is spliced from 2 exons. The coding region runs from base 171 to 434 and encodes 87 amino acids. NCBI's taxonomy places the organism in Eukaryota, Viridiplantae, Streptophyta, Magnoliopsida, Brassicales, Brassicaceae. Gene Ontology annotation, biological process: mitochondrial respiratory chain complex II assembly. Gene Ontology annotation, cellular component: mitochondrion.
CUCAAAUCCUAAAAGCCUCCUAAAAGGUUUCUUCCAAUUUUCCAAGUACGCUUCGCUCUUCUCCUUCACAACAUCUCCUCCUUUGUUGCAGCUUCUCUGAAUUUCUAUAUUCGUAAUCUGACUAUUGUUUCUUCCAUUUUCGGGCCGUGGUGAUUUGCAGAUACCGAAAGAUGGGAGCUACGAAACUUUCGGGGAUGCAAAAGCAAGUCCUGAGUCUCUACAGAGGCUUCCUAAGAGCAGCUCGUUCGAAGCAAACAACGGAAGACAGGAGGAGGAUAGAGACGAUCGUGUCGACGGAGUUUCGCAAGAACUCGAAGGAGGUUGACCGUAAGAACUUCCAGUACAUCGAGUAUCUGCUUCGGUUAGGUCAUAAACAACUUGAUCAGCUCAAAAGUCCUGACAUGGUUUCCAUCUCCUCUGUGAAGAUCAACUAAGUCUUAUAUCUCAAAAGGUGAUCAUAUCUGUUAUGUUAGAACUCAUCAUAGAUGAAACUGAUUCCCUUUUCCUCUCAAAAAGUUUUUAACAUUGGUUGAUAUGUUGUAUUGAUAAUAUGCAUAGCUUGAACAA